Messenger RNA from Corvus hawaiiensis (hawaiian crow), 3201 nucleotides. RefSeq names its product 3-hydroxyisobutyryl-CoA hydrolase (gene HIBCH). The record is from RefSeq and is a predicted model, not a curated record. NCBI's taxonomy places the organism in Eukaryota, Metazoa, Chordata, Aves, Passeriformes, Corvidae. Gene Ontology annotation, biological process: L-valine catabolic process. Bases 98 to 1336 code for a protein of 412 amino acids. Gene Ontology annotation, molecular function: 3-hydroxyisobutyryl-CoA hydrolase activity. Gene Ontology annotation, cellular component: mitochondrion. The transcript has 14 exons.
AAGCCGUCUAAAUGCAGCUCCAGCGCACGAAGUUCAGCUCUGAAGGCAGUUUGGCAAUGCGAGCUUUCCCCACCUUGAGCAGCAACCACCACGGGUGAUGUUAUUGCUACACGCGGCAACACUCGCUUCACCGACAAAGCAGCUGUAUCACCUGGUGCCCUCACACUUCCCGGCCUUAUCCAGGACGGGGAGCAACACCCCUUCCCUCCGGCUAAAGGCACUCAACAGACUGCAAGUAAUAUUACAACAUUUGAAAAUGUCUAAGCAAACAGAUUCGACAGCAGAAGUGUUGUUGGAAAAGAAAGGAGGUGCAGGAAUAAUAACUUUGAAUAGACCCAAGACUCUCAAUGCGCUAAAUCUGUCUAUGAUCCAACAAAUUUAUCCUCAAAUAAAGACGUGGGAACAAGAUCCUGAAACUUUUCUCAUAAUUAUAAAGGGAACUGGAGGAAAAGCUUUUUGUGCUGGGGGUGACAUCAGAGCCAUCACAGAAGCGGGGAAAGUUGGAGAUGAACUGCCACAAGAUUUCUUCAGAAGAGAAUAUAGGCUGAACAAUGCCAUUGGGACUUGCAAGAAGCCAUAUGUGGCACUUAUCGAUGGCAUUACAAUGGGAGGGGGAGUUGGCGUCUCAGUCCAUGGACAUUUUCGAGUUGCUACAGAAAAGACUCUUUUUGCCAUGCCAGAAACAGCAAUAGGCCUUUUUCCUGAUGUAGGUGGAGGGUAUUUCUUGCCAAGACUCUCAGGAAAGAUUGGCUAUUACCUCGCACUAACAGGAUGUAGGCUGAAAGGAAGAGAUGUGCUAAAAGCUGGCAUCGCUACGCAUUUUGUAGAAUCUGAAAAGCUACCUGCCUUGGAGAAAGACCUGAUAGCACUGAAAUCCCCUUCAAAAGAAAAAAUUGCAGAUUUAUUGAACUCCUACCACAUGAAGUGCACAGUUGAUCAAGAAAAGGAGUUUGUACUUGAUGAACAUAUGGAGAAGAUUAACAGUAUUUUUUCAGCAAACAGUAUGGAAGAAAUUGUUAAAAAAUUAAAGCAAGAUGGUUCUCCUUUUGCCAUGAAGCAGCUUGAGACUAUUAAUAAGAUGUCACCUACAUCUUUAAAGCUGACUCUCAGACAGCUCAGAGAAGGAGCUUCCAUGAGCUUACAAGAGGUACUCAGGAUGGAAUACAGACUGAGCCAAGCAUGCAUGAAAGGCCAUGACUUCUACGAAGGGGUUCGAGCAGUGCUGAUUGACAAAGACCAGUCCCCCAAGUGGAAGCCAGCUGCUCUGGAAGAAGUCAGCGAUGAAUUUGUGGACAACUGUUUUAAACCACUGGGAAACGAUGAUCUCAGGCUGUAAAGAUCAAAGCUAGUGACAUCUUAUCUAUCUGCUUAGUUCUGUGAUACAAAAAUUUAUAGCAGUGUGAUCAAUUUUGGCAAGACUUUUUUAGCUAGCCUGACAUUCACAAGGCUUUUUUCUGUUGUUUUUUUUUUUUUUUUUUCAUUCAGGAACAUUCUCUAUAAUGAGAAAAUAAUUGUAUCUCUGGUUAAUAAUGGGAAAAAUCACUUCAAGGCAAAUUGUUAUUUUUACUGCUUUACACAGUGAUUAACAUUUAAUUUUUUGCAUCAGCUCUUAGUUUAAGAGGAGCCCUUGGGGAAAGAGCACAGUGAAGGGGUGACCUAAUAAGCAAAAAGUCAAGAGGCCUUUUGUGUUCUUGGCUCUGUCACUGAUCUGGUAAAUUGGUAUUGUGCCUCAGAUUCUUCUGUAUACAAUGAAAAUAAAAUAUGGUUAAACCUUUAAUGUAGUCAGAGCUACAAAGGAAAAUGCAACACAGAAUUCAUGGUGUUAAAUACCCUUUUAAAUAAAAGCUCAGACUGAUACAUUAUUAGUCUAAGAAAUUGUUCUGUUGAUUUAAGGUUUGGUCAUUUUUCAGCCUUGCUGUGUGAUGUAAACGUUUCAAAUGUGAUAAUGUUGCCAGAGCCUAGAGCACAUUUCUCUUUGCUUGUAUAGCCCAUUUUUUUAAAUGGCAUUAAGUCUGAUUCGACUACAUAAUCAGUUUUUCACGAUUUCACAAAAUUGCUGGUUUUUCUUGGUCUUACAGUGGUGAAGAAACAAAUGCCUCAAAGCUUGCUGUGAACACCAAGCAGCACAUUUCCUGUGCAUUCAAGGUGGCUGGGUUCUGAUAAUACAUGAGGUUAUAUGACAUAACCAGAACCCCUUGAUACAAGUAUUUGUGAGUGGGAAAUUAUUUUUUCUAUUGUGUAUGCAACACACAGCUACCAAUCUUUCUUCAACAUUACGCCUUCUUCUUUAUGCUUCAUCAGUUCACGUUAUCAGUGCUUCUUCCUACUUAUUUCUACACUUACAGGCAGGUCACAAGUACAAAUUUUGGCUUCUCUGAAGACUAAAGAAAACUUCUGUUCAAAUGCCAUAGUCAGUAACCAGCACUGGGGAGUCAAAAAGUCAGAGCUGCAGCAGAACCAUUAUGGAGUUUUCGACAGUGGGCAGUUUUUAUUACCAACAGCAAUGCUCUACAAUGGUUUAAGGCUCCUUCCUUUCCAGGAGCUGUUGCCUGGAAACACAGUCCAGGAAAUUCAGGCAUCAAGGUGAACUACCAGAGUGACUUUCAAAAAAACAGAGGUGAGCAAAUGGAGAACUAAAUCAAGAAAAAAUGGCACUUGCUUUGUCACUGGAGUCUUGUAAAAUAAAUUGGUUAAAAUUUCAGCUGCAAGUUUAUGUUACCAUGGACAUGCUUGUUAUGGGACUGUCCUUGAGUUUAGCUCCAAAAGUAAUUGAGAUUUCAUUAAUACCUUUAGGGUAAUUCUGAAAAUAUCACUUGAGUUUCUACCUCAAGCUGGUUCCGUAAGAAGUACAAAGCUUCCCCUGUAUUUUUAAAAACCUUUGCAUGUUUUACAUUCAUAAACAAUUGCUAUUUUUAAAAGAUUGGUUAACUCCAUUGUUUUUGUAUAAAUGGAGCAGUCUUCAGCCAACUGUAUUUAAUGAAAAACACAGUAAUUCCCAGGGAGUAGGGAUCAUGUCUCCGCUGAUUGUAAAUGACUUACAUGAUUUCAGGAAGAAUAUACUUCUGAAUUAAAAAACUUUGAUUUGCAUGUUCAGUUGCUUCCAAAAUUUAUGUGAACAGGAAUUAUCCCAAGCUCAAGGUAAUGAGAUCUUGUCUAAUCUGUGCAAUCUUGCGUUUUUUUCAAAUAAAAGGCAUAAAAGCA